AUGGUGAGUAAGGAGCCCAGCAAAUGCUUACUUACCACCUCAGAAAGCGAAGUUGAGCCAGCGGCUUCGCUCGCACUGGAGAUGAAAUACGCACUGGAUCCCAACCGGCAGAUUAAGAAACGAAACAAAGCCCUCCAGGUGAGAUUUAAAGAUAUCUGCGAGGCCCAGAACGAGCAGAGGGACAAACAGCUGUCGACCACGCAGGACCCGGACAAGAGGGAAGCCAAGCCCGUUUCCUACAAAACGGCUUAUCGCAAGUACAUGACGGUGCCUGCCCGGAGGUCAAUACCCAACGUCACCAAGAGCACAGGAGUUCAGACUUCACCCGAUCUUAAGAAGUGUUACCAGACCUUUCCUCUGGACCGGAAAAAAGGGAAUAUUCUUAAAAGCGCCUCGACUGUCGACACCUUUAAGAGUCAAAACAACGGGUUUCUAAUAGACGUUAAGGACAAAGACGGCAGAAGCUCAGGGGAGGCCGUUCAGUGGGGCAAGGCGGCCAGCAGCCUGCAGACGGCCGAGUUCAUUUCCCACAUCAACGAGCGCACCAGCGCGGCGGCUCGCGACAACGGGGCCGAGGCCUGGAAGAGCGCCCCCCCUCCCCCCCCAAACUCGGCUGACCCGGCUCCAGAGGAGCCCACCGCCGACCGGCCGCCCAGCCGAGGGAGACAGGUGGCGGGGCAGCCGGGGAGCGAGGAGGCCGCCCAGCCCCUCCACGGGAGGGUCUUCAAGACUGAAGUGGCCGCCAUUUAUUUGCCAGCGGCCGGUUUAGACGCUUCGCAGCCCGACCUGCCAAAUCUCGCGGCCGACACCGACUGGUCACUGUGCCCGACAGCCGAGGAGGACACAAAGAGGACCGUGCACCUGAACGGUGUUCAGCCCCAGGCAGGAGAUGCUCGAGCCUGCUCUUUGCAGGCGCCGUGCCAAGCCGCCGAAUGUAACGAACAGACCCUUCAGAUAAACGUUUCACCUAUGGAGGAGAACCAGCCUUGCCAGACAGCUGUCGCGGUGAGCGAGGAAUGCCAACAAAUUGUGCCUCACACGGAAGUUGUGGACUUGAAAGCACAGCUUCAGAUGAUGGAAAAUUUGAUCAGCUCUAGUCAGGAAACCAUAAAAGUGUUGUUGGGUGUUAUACAGGAGCUAGAAAAAGGAGAAGCUCACAGAGAAGGGCUUUCAUAUCGGACUGGUCAAGACACGGCUAAUUGCGACACAUGCAGGAACAGUGCAUGUAUUAUCUAUAGUGUGGAAUUGGAUUUUAAACAGCAAGAAGAUAAACUACAGCCAGUUUUGAGAAAACUUCAUCCUAUUGAGGAAACUCAGGUUGCACCUUUGCCUUAUUCUCAGGAGAGCUACUCCUCCACUCCCAAGCAAAAAUCCAAAACUGAAUCAAAAAAGCAUGGAAGAUGGAAACUCUGGUUCCUUUAA
Messenger RNA from Phaethon lepturus (White-tailed tropicbird), 1422 nucleotides. RefSeq names its product family with sequence similarity 196, member A (gene INSYN2A). Gene Ontology annotation, cellular component: postsynaptic density. Lineage: Eukaryota; Metazoa; Chordata; Aves; Phaethontiformes; Phaethontidae. Gene Ontology annotation, biological process: inhibitory postsynaptic potential. The record is from RefSeq and is a predicted model, not a curated record.